This is a messenger RNA of Aspergillus aculeatinus CBS 121060, 1303 nucleotides long. Its product is annotated as WW domain-containing protein. The coding region runs from base 174 to 1121 and encodes 315 amino acids. The transcript has a single exon. The record is from RefSeq and is a predicted model, not a curated record. Gene Ontology annotation, molecular function: protein binding. NCBI's taxonomy places the organism in Eukaryota, Fungi, Ascomycota, Eurotiomycetes, Eurotiales, Aspergillaceae.
AAUUCAGCUCCGGUUAUCAGAGAGAGAAGACAAGAAUUCGCUAAGAAUCAUAUGCAUCCAAAGGGUUGCUGACGCUCUCUGACUCGAGCUUCUUACGACAGAACACGGUCGCUUCGUGCAUUACGCGCGCCCAAAGCAAAGCCAAAAGAAAGAGAAAGAGAGCUAAUCCCAGCAUGUCCGCGACGUCGCCGCAAGACGUCACGGGUGGUGGUGGUGGCGUCGCGUCCCCCACCCCGGAGUCUUCCCCGCGCAAUGCAGCGCAGGAGCAGGUCACUCCUCCGGAUGUAAGCACGGAAGAGACAGCGUCAAGGAAAGAGGAAGAGCAGGCGGGACAAACACAGCGGCAAGAGGAGGAUGUAUCCGGUCAAGAGGCGGAAGAAGGGGAGGUAGAGGGGGAGUUGCGCCACGAGCAGGACAGCUCGGAGAAAGAAGAAGGGGAGGAAAAAGAAGAAGCAGCAGCAGAAGACCAACAAGACACAUCAGCUUCGGCGCCACCGUUACCAGACGAAGUGCCCCCACCGCUCCCCAACGAAGUGCCACCGGGCGACGACGAUGGAUGGGAACCCGUCUGGGAUGCCAACGCCCAAGCCUACUACUUCUAUAACCGCCUCACCGGGGUAUCGCAGUGGGAGAAUCCACGGGUACCAGAUGCCGCCGCCGGCGCCGUUCCCCAUGACGACAAUGGCGACGACGGCGACGACGGCGACGAAGACGGCAGUAUCCAGGAAAAGCGCGCACGCGUCCUGGGUGGCUACAACCCCGCCAUCCACGGCGACUACGACCCGACGGCGCCGUACGCGCAGCAGUACGAGCGACAGGAGGAGGCGGCCGUCGCCGGCAUGGACCCGAACCAGGCGUACGAGGCGGUGGGCGCCUUCAACCGGUUCACGGGCCGGUGGCAGGCGGCCUCGCAGAACCCGGAGUAUCACAAUGACGAGAACAAGUCCAAACGGCAGAUGUAUGCGUUCUUCGACGUGGACGCGGCGGCCAACAGCCAUGAUGGCCGCAGUCUGCGGGCGGAACGCAGCGCCAAGAAGCUUACCAAGGCGGAACUCAAGAUGUUCAAGGAGAAGAGACGGGAGAAGAAGGAGGAAAAGCGCCGCGCAUGGUUGAGGGAUUGAGGACCCUUUUCAAAAGCCGGCUUCGAGUCGCGGUUCUUUCUUUGUUGUUAUUGUGUUGUGUGCUGAGAUACCUUUUCCCCGUUCUUUGACCUUUUCUUGUUGCUCGUUUCGUUUUUGUGUAUCUUUUAUGGUGGCUAGCUUACACUGGCGUUCUAUGUACUUCACAAGAUGCAUAAUAGAGC